CCGACCACCCUAAGCAAUCACGGCAGCCACGACAAGAGGCGGUGACAAAGAGGCCAGUUAAUGAUUGACAGAGAGGCCGACCUGACGGAAGGGCCCGAGGGUUGGACGUCAGCAACCGUGAGCGUGCAUCAUCUCCACAGCGGGAAUCCUGCGUUUCCCCACACCUGCCUGUCCCCUGCUGGUUCCGCCAGCCGUUGCUAACAUACCGUGAGGUUGGAAACAAAUUGCUGACCGGGGGAUGGUAUAAGAUAGGAUCCAUGUAGACUACAUUUUGCUUAUCGCAUCCGGCCGAUGAGUAGCACUUAAGGGAGCAUUCAGCAGGAAUCAUAGAACAUUCAGGAACCAGUCACCGGGAAGCAGGCACGAUGCAGAGACUACUGCCGUGGGUACUGCUGCUGACGAUCCUUCUGUCUUCAUCCGACAUGGGCAGGGCACAGGCCCCCUGGUACAGGCCUGGCUGCCAUCUCGUAGGCGUUGACAAAUCUGUGGAGGUGCCCGGAUGCCAGAGACAGACUGUCCGAGUGAACGCCUGUAGAGGCUACUGUGAGUCCAUAGCCUUCCCGUCCUCUACCACCACACGGCAAGGGUCGAGCGGGAACCACGUCAUCACGUCCAGAGCAACCUGCUGUGACAUCGCCUCCACACACGUGGUGAACUUCUCUCUGCGCUGUGGGAACCUGCUGGUCCCCAAGACCCUCUACUCGGCAGCCAGCUGCGCCUGUAGUAUCUGCGACGAUAACCCGUGACGUCACAGCGGACCCACGGCUUGGCAAGAAGAACCUUGAACAAUAGGCUCUUUCUUGUAACGAUUUGCUAAAGAUACUCAUCUGAUGACGACGGAAUUCGUUUCAAAGAUAAUGAAUGACUUUGAAAUAAACAUUUUCCUCACAAAGUGUGAGUUACAGAAAAAGUCUUGUAGUGUGAUGUAGCCGGUAAAUAAAUGCGGCAGCAGAAUUAUAAGAGCUGUACAGGGCAUUUUUUCCUUUGCUUUGUUGGCAACUACAACUACAAUGAGAAUAGACAUAAGUAGACAACAAAAACGAUGCGAAUGCACGUUUUGUGUACUUCCGAUGAUGAAGCAUGCUCCAUCUAUGCUGUACAGGCGUUAGCCGUAAGAAUUAAAUGGAGAGCAUUUGCAAAAGUUUUGUCCAACAAACUCAUGGUGGAAAUAAAGAUUAUAAGGCAA
Branchiostoma belcheri (Belcher's lancelet) is the source of this 1186-nucleotide messenger RNA. RefSeq names its product glycoprotein hormone alpha-2-like. Gene Ontology annotation, biological process: cell surface receptor signaling pathway. Bases 366 to 746 code for a protein of 126 amino acids. Gene Ontology annotation, molecular function: hormone receptor binding. The transcript has 4 exons. NCBI's taxonomy places the organism in Eukaryota, Metazoa, Chordata, Leptocardii, Amphioxiformes, Branchiostomatidae. The record is from RefSeq and is a predicted model, not a curated record.